This is a messenger RNA of Varanus komodoensis (Komodo dragon), 6027 nucleotides long. It is a transcript of the gene STXBP6, whose product is annotated as syntaxin binding protein 6. The coding region runs from base 292 to 924 and encodes 210 amino acids. The record is from RefSeq and is a predicted model, not a curated record. Gene Ontology annotation, molecular function: phosphatidylinositol-4,5-bisphosphate binding. The transcript is spliced from 6 exons. Gene Ontology annotation, cellular component: exocyst; plasma membrane. Gene Ontology annotation, biological process: exocytosis; Golgi to plasma membrane transport; regulation of SNARE complex assembly. Lineage: Eukaryota; Metazoa; Chordata; Lepidosauria; Squamata; Varanidae.
GCAGAGUAAGUCCGAGCCGCUCCAGCGAAGCGCCUCUGAAGCGGAGCCCGGCGGGGCAGCCGCCGCACAGUUUUCGCGUCCUUUUCCGGGAGCUGCUGCUGCUGCUGCUGUUGCGCGCCAGGGGGCUUCACCACCGGCUCCGUCGCCCCGCUUGCUGGAGGAGCAGCUGGGAGCCGGAGCGCGGGGCACUCCAGCCCUGCAGCCGAGCGAGCGGGAGCGCGGGAGGGGAAGGAUCCCGGAUCUGGCCUCUAGGAGAAGGAUUCCACUUGUUUCCUGUGUGUCUGAUCUACAAUGAGUGCCAAAUCUGCUAUCAGCAAAGAGAUUUUUGCUCCGCAUGAUGAGCGAAUGCUGGGAGCAGUCCAAGUAAAAAGGAGAACGAAGAAAAAGAUUCCUUUCCUGGCAACUGGGGGUCAGGGUGAAUAUCUAACCUACAUCUGCUUGUCAGUGACAAACAAGAAACCUGCACAAGCAUCUAUUACAAAAGUCAAACAGUUUGAAGGUUCCACAUCUUUUGUACGAAGGUCACAGUGGAUGCUAGAACAGCUUCGCCAGGUUAAUGGAAUAGACCCUCAUCGGGAUUCUCCAGAAUUUGAUUUACUGUUUGAAAAUUCUUUUGACCAAUGGGUAGCAAGCACUGCAUCUGAAAAAUGUACAUUCUUUCAAAUUCUCCAUCAUUCCUGUCAACGGUACCUUACUGACAAAAAGCCAGAAUUUGUCAAUUGCCAGUCUAAAAUUAUUGGAGGAAACAGUAUACUACAUUCAGCAGCAGACAGUGUGACCAGCGCGGUACAGAAGGCGAGCCAGGCUUUGAAUGAGCGUGGUGAAAGGCUAGGUCGAGCAGAAGAAAAAACAGAGGAUAUGAAGAACAGUGCCCAGCAGUUUGCAGAAACUGCACACAAGCUUGCCAUGAAGCACAAGUGCUGAAAAUGCCUAAGUAGAGAUCUUUCCAAGAGGAACUGAAAAGCUAGGUUCAUCCAUUUUUACUGGAGACACAACUCAUGUCUGCUUCCCACCCCCUGCAAUUCAGUGAAGCCCAGUUAUUUCAGUCACAAUACAAAAAUGAGUUGCAUUCCUACCCUUUCUAAGCCAUUUACCAUUUUAAAAAUGUAACAUAAGAGGUGGUGUUGAAAAGGACCAAAGGACCUACUGAACUGCAUUGAUCUGCUGCAUCCCAUUUUUCCCAGUAUUAAGAAGGAAGAAAUAAAUUUAGCCACAAGACAGAUUGCCAAAUAGAUAGAAAAUUCAGUUGCUUUAGAAAUGCCUCCUAGAACCAUUUCUGGAGUUGCAUGGUUCAUGUCUUCUGUCUGGUUUCCUAUGAAAGACAACCAGGCUUCUCAUUUUUGCCAUUCUGGUAAGUGCAUUUCACACGUGCCAUCGCAAGUACAGUGGUAAAACCUGAGUGGGAGAUGUCACCCUACUGUCAAUGCCACACUUUACAACUUCUCUUCCCUUUAUGUCCAGAUUUAUUUUGUGCACUGUAUGAUAAUGUCACCAGGAAUGCUAGAAUGCACACCGGAUGCUAGAACCUAAGGAAAUCUGAGGAUUAGUGCUGCAAUCCUAUGCAAGAUUAGACAGGCAAAAGGACCCCUAACUCGUGGCUGAGGCAUGCUGGGAAUCACAGUCCUUUUUCUGUCUAAUCUUGAAUAAGAUUGAGGCUAAGUUUCCAAAACAUGCCUCUGCAUUUAAUCUGGAAUUUAGUCAUUUUCUAAAACAGCUUUUCCCUUUGUCAAGCGUUUUUGUUUUACAAAUCCAUAUUAUACAGGAAUUAUUUCAGCAUUUUAAUGUAGCCACAAAGACAGCCCUGCAAGCGCCUGCGGUUUUACUCCCAGAACUGCUUCCAUUGGAUAAGGCUGAUAGCACUGUUUCUAACACCACAUUCUGGCGGGUCUUUGUGAGGGAAGAACGAGGCUGCACUGCACUUCCGCCACUCAGUCACCAUCUUAGUAACAGGAAAGUUAUUUUAAAUAAAAUACCCUGCUCUGGCUUGCAUGCUGUGGUAAAAGGAACUGCUUAUUUCAAGUUUGUUCAGAACUAACAAAGCUAAUUCAGGCUGAGAAGCCUCUUGGAUUGGGACCAACAUGAAAGGGAGUUGUGCAUGGAGCAUGAAACGUCUGUUCAUGGAACAGGAGUUUUCCUUCCUGGUGCACAUGGCUGGGAAAGGGGUACAUGCAGUUAUAGGGAGAAGGGAAAUGUGAUGGAGUGCUUGCUAUCUGGAGCUCGUUCUUCUAUAGGGCUUCAUCUCCCUAACUUCCUUUCAGGAGGUCACAUUGAAUGGAGAGCCUGGAUCAGUCCCUCUUCCUCUCUUAGCCCUGAACUUAGCUUGGGCACAGAAAGUUAUAUCCAUAAGCAGUGUGUGGGCAUCCCAAAUGAAACUCAGCAUUGCUGUCAUCCUGUACACUAUUUAUAAGCUACAGCCCAUUGUGGUUUUUGAAGCUCCUGCUGAAUAAAAAGUAGCAGGGAAACAAGGUGUGCCAUCUCUUUACUGCAGCAAAUUUGAUGGGGAUACAGGUGGCGAUUUAGUUGCCCACACCUUAAAUAUACUCAUGCAUGUUCUAUCAAAUUCCCAGUAAAUGUAUCAGAAUUUCUAAUGGCCCUGAGCUUUCUGUAUCUAAUUUGAAAAUUUAGAUCCAAAAAGUUUUGCACAAGCAGAGUUUAAUGUUCUUCUUUAGCUGUCAUAUUAUGAAUGGCAAUUGGAACAACUAAUGGAUUUCUAAUGAAGCAGUCAGAUGAAGGAGACGACCGGCUGGGAGAGACUGGGGUGAAGAAACUCCCACCUUUUUAUGUCUUUUUGUGCAACAAAGGAAAAUGAACAGCUUACUGAUGAACUGCUAAAUCAACAUAGGGAGGGUUUAUUUAUAGAUUAACUGCGCAUUAAACUCAUCUGCUGUCGUAAUACAAAUUGUCCAGGACCAUCCGAGUGUCUUCAUGAGCAGCCUUUGAAGCUCUAACAGCACAAGCCUGCCAGUCAGUUUUCGAACCAAAGCAAUCUGACGAAAUACAACGCCUUCACUUCCAUCCAGGCUGCGUUUGACCCACUGGCUCCCUGCUUCAGCCACCUGUAAGGAAAAUUCCACCCCUCACAACAACUUGGUCCUUGGAAAUUGGCCUGAAGCUUCUUCCAUCUUUCCCAAAGCAGGUUCAUACCUUUUCCCCCCAUUAUUCUUCCUAGCUGUUCUGAGGGUUAAAAUGAACCAAUACCGCCGGUGAGAGUACAAGUUACAAAUGUUCCACUAAUGCAUUCACACUACCAGUUUGGCUGAAGUUAAAUUUUGCCAGGUGGUUACCUUAUUUAUAACACUGCAGAGUGAUCAGAGGAGUUCUCAGGGCAAGCUGUGAUGUCCUGCAGCCAGAUGUGGGCGAGGUUUCUGCAAUGCUUUUUCCUGCCAACGGGGGCAUGUGUGAGCAGCACCAAGAGGAGUCUUAGGCCAUUGUGUCCUCGCUACUCGCUGGAGCUAUCUGCAUAAGUGGUGGCAUCGUUCACGCAGAGCCCCCUGCCUUGUGGAAGCGCAUUGUGGAGGCGCAGUCCCCAUGUGGCUGCAGCAGCGUGUGAAGGAGGGGACUCAGAUCGAAAUGUAGAGUGCAUGAAUGAAGAUUAGGUGAUAGAGAAAGCACAGGAAUGCCACACAGAAUGGGCCAUACACCAUUUGGAUCUCAGUCCCCACCCUGUUUGUUUGUUAUCACUUGGACUGUGAAUUAUUAUUUAAUGUGUGUUUUAUUUAUUUUGCACAUGUUUGCAUUUCAGGUCUGUAACAAAAUUGGCUUAUUGUCAAUACAGAGCUUGUUUGCAAGCUGCCAAACAAACCUCUUGUAAUUUUGAUCAACUUGGUGCAUCAAAAAAGUAGAUCAUAAUUUCUAGUCCUGCUUUUUUCUUGAAUCUAUUUAAGUUGGAUGUAUUUUCCUUAGGAUAAUUAGAAGCAGGUUUACCAACAUCCAAUACUGAAGAUAAACAUGAUAGUGUUAAAACAUCCUGGACAAUAGAUAUAGCAUAUAAUUCUAGUAUUAGGUGUUUGUGUACAUGAGGUAUACAGUAAUUCAAGUUAAAGUUUCAUAUUCAAAAGUGUAUUUGUAAAAAGUAAGAAAAUUAAUAGUUUCCUUAUUACCUUUUUUUUUUAAUUCUGCAAAGAAUGAAAGUCAUGUGUUACUAGACUUAAUGGUGUUAUACCUGCAAGAUCAGGCCUAACAGCCUAUUUCUGUGGCUAGCAAAACAUCGUGCAAUAAUGUGAAAAUAUUAACCGAACCUGCUCUCUGAACAAGUGAUAUUAAAGUUUGUUUUGCUUAAAUAUGCCAAAAGUGUAAUAUUAGUUGAUACAUUUCAAAGGUUCCAUGGGUAUGGAGACCAUUUUGUGCCAUUCAAAAUAAAAGAGAUCUUCUCUGUUGCUUUAUCUAUUCUAACCCUAUCGUUAUCAUUAAAGAUCUUGUCAUUCAAUGAAACACCAUUCUCCUACAUUAUUUGGUGGAGGCAGACAUGGAUGCAAUUACAGCUUGUAGAAGAAACCUUUGAUUCCACAUGUCCCCCUUUUGGUCCCGCCCCUUCUAGGACUCCAGUGCUAGCAAUGCCACACUUCAGUGGGUGGCCUGUCUUGAGAGAAGAACCCCUCCGCCUACCUCCCCAGUGGUGGUUUGUUUACACAACUACCGUCUGGUGACCACUGGACCAGUCCCCCUUGUUGGUGCCCUGCAAGCCAGUCAGGUGCAGCCACUGGUUUGGUUUUACCUUACCUUGCAGCCAAAAGAGGCAAGAUUUUUCUCUGGUGAAUAUAUAAAUGUUUGUGUAAUUCCAUGUGGAUACAUACGUGCUCAAACCUUUUUGUCAUGCACACUCUGCAGGAUGUCUCAGGACCCACGUGCACAAGUGCUUUCUCCCCCCGCACUUGUGCACACCCUGCGUAUAGUGACAUAGGAUGCAGGCCCUGUUCGUAUGUCCAGUCCGUGGAAAGCGUUGUCCUCUAAGGUAUAAGAAUAAGGGUAUAAGAAAGGAUUACGUGUACACAUACAUGCAUCAUCAUCAUCAUCAUCAUCCCCUGCCUUUCUUCCUCUUGUAAGGAACUCAACACAGCUAACAAGAUCCUCCUCCUUUCCAUUUUACCCACAACAACAACCCUGUGAGGGAGGUAGUCACAGAGUCUGUGUCUGGUUCAAAGUCACCUAGUGAGCUUCAGGGUUGAGUGGGAACUAGAACCCAAAUCUGUCAAGUCCGGGUCCAUUACUCUAACCACUACACAACACUGUGCAGACAAGGGUGUACCUGCAUGCAUUAUCUGUGUGUGAACUGGCCUUUAUGUCUGCAUACAUGUGUACACUCAUAUGCACCCUUAGCACAUUCCACUUACUCUUUUCUGUUUACAAAUACUGCAGCCUCUUGAACCUUAGCAGACAUUUCCUCCUUCAUUAACUGGCAGAAGUGCCUAAUAAAAUAUUGACGUACUUCUAGGGAUCCAUAAGGAACCGGCCAUUCAAACUAAAGAUUUCACUGCUCAUAUUUAUUGUAUAUAUGCCUUAACUAAAUGACUUACACAACUUUGGCCACUGGUUUUAAUAGUACUCGAGACAGAUAUGAUUGGCUAAAAAGAAUGUGAUUCCAUUCUGUGGCCUGAAAUAUAUGUAGUUUCUUCUAGAAGAAACCGAUUGUUGAUGAUUGUCAUAUUUUGCAUAGUGUCAUCUAAAGUUAUUGUAGUUUCUUAUCACACCUGUUCUGUAAAUAUUCAUGAAAAGGUAUGCUUAGCAACCUGCUACGUGCACAUUAGAAAGGCGGUGGAAUCCAUCCAUCUUCUUGAAGAAUGAAUGCGCUGUAGCUUUAAUUGGCUACCACAUUGCUGGAUGUUGUGAAUGCAGUUUGUCCCUUCCGUAAGUGGCUCCUUUUCUUCCUCCCAGGUCUGGAAUCAUUUGGACUCAUAGACUGGGAUUUUAGCUACUUACAAAAUAUAAUCUGGCAAAAAUAGAGUUUAUUGUAUGAGAUAAUUUGUUGUGUGUGACUCAAAUACAACUGUAAAACUAUAAUUUUGUUUUCAUAAUAAAGAUUUUAAUAAG